This is a messenger RNA of Baudoinia panamericana UAMH 10762, 6340 nucleotides long. RefSeq lists its product as uncharacterized. Gene Ontology annotation, cellular component: membrane; endocytic vesicle; Golgi apparatus. The transcript has a single exon. Gene Ontology annotation, biological process: intracellular protein localization; endocytosis; retrograde transport, endosome to Golgi. The coding region runs from base 139 to 6249 and encodes 2036 amino acids. NCBI's taxonomy places the organism in Eukaryota, Fungi, Ascomycota, Dothideomycetes, Mycosphaerellales, Teratosphaeriaceae. The record is from RefSeq and is a predicted model, not a curated record.
AUAGAAUAUGCAAACCUCCGGCGGCCGAUCGCCUGCGGAUAAUUACCGUUGGCGAAACGGUGCAGUGGAUGCGUUCACAUACAUGCUGCUGGCACAACUCUUGGUAUAUGUGUGCGGCUUGCGCAGAUUCAACGAUCAAUGGCAGAGCCUGAUCCUACCUCGACCGCCAAUGGCGCAACCGAGCCCGCCGUCAAUGGCGAGCACUCGCAGUCACAAUAUACCCUCGACUUAAAAAAGCUGCAUAGCUUGCCGUCAGAGCAGCAGAGCUUGUAUCUACUUACCUUCCUGGCUGACUUUGUUCGUCAUGUUGAAGCACUGGAUGCUGAAGGCGUCAACGCUGAACAAUCGGCGCUAAAGAAAGAGCUUUUCCAAAUCAUAACAUUGUCCUCCCCGCCGGUUUCACGUGUUAUAAGGGAUAAUCUAUCGAGAUGUUUUGGUAGCAUCUUCAGCAAAGGGAACCGGAAGCUCCUGUACGAGACCAUCAACGAACUUGUCGCCAUCGUGCAGGCAAGAGACAAGGAUCUCAGAGCCAAGCAUGCGGCCACCUCAUCUUUGGGGGCAGUGUACGAAGCUGCUGGUGACAGUGCCAUGAGCUUGUCGCCUUUGGCCUGUACGGCACUUCUGAAGGCUUUCAAGGUCGCAUCUGGUGACGCAGGGUUUCGGAGCGCUUUGUUCAAGUCUCUGAGUCGCAUUCUGAAGGGCAUCAAUACAGCUGUAGACGAGGAGAUCGGCCGCAGUACCUGGAAGCAGGCACGCAAUGCUGCGAGUGGCGACAGAGCCUUGCUAGUACAAGCGAGCGCAUGUGCAUGCCUCGAGCAGCUCAUACGAACUACGCCAUACUUUGACAACUCCAACGAAUUUGACAAGCUGCAGACGGCUCUUUAUAAAGCUCUCGAAAGUAAUUCUGUGGCUGUGCGACAUGCGGCAGCUUCCUGCCUUGCUGCUCAACUGGUGAAGAGCUACUCUGGUCCGCUUGGUCCAGAUGCCGUGCCUCAAAUUCGGAGGCCGCGUAAACCAAAGAAGGCAGCCAAAAGUGAAGAGUUGGACGAAGAGCUCGCACGUUCGUCUUCACCAGCGCCUGAAAAGCCAGCCACCACACUUUCCUACACCUUGAUUGAAAUGCUCAGGAUUCUUUCUACCCACUACGGACGCGCAACGACAACGAACAAAGCUCGGGCAGGCAUCGCGGUGUGCUACAUCAAGGUGUUCAAGGCGCUUGGUGAAAGCGUGGUUGAGAAGGCCUUCGGAGACAUCGCGCGCCAUCUAUUUAGUGAUGUGCUGAGCCAUCCAAGCCUGCAUUGGAACAAGUAUAGGCAGCUGCUAAGUCGGAAAUUCAUUCGUGUUAUUCUGGAGCGCGUAAUCGGGAGAAUGCUUGGCGAGACUGCACAGCUUAACGCAUGCCGCUUUCUACUGAACGACAUUGUCAAGGACUAUCCGCAAGCAGUGAGGGAGCGCCCAGAGCCAACUAAGCAGACACUGAUCGGAGCCCUCAGCACGAUCGCCUCACUCACCGAGUACUUGGGAGCAGCGAUUGCGACUCUCGCUGAUACUUGUAGAGAGGCGCUUAUACAGGUCUUGCAGCAUCCUAACUUCACCGUACAGAUCCAUGCCGCGCGAGCGUUGCGCACGUUUGUGCUUGCUUGUCCGCAGCAAUUGCUACCCACCGUUACCAUAUGCAUGAACAGCGUUAGCAGGGAGCUUAAUCUGCUUGCCGGCCCACGUCAAGGUCCGAAACGCUGCAUUGGGUAUGCUCAUGGGCUUGCCGCUGUCCUCAGCGCAUCCAGUCAUCAUCCUCUGUACGGCUCAGUGGACGUUUAUGCGAGGGUGCUGCAGCAAGCCACGACCUUGCUGAAGUCUAGCGGUAGCUCAGACCUGCGCAUCUCAAGCUGUCAGCUGCAGGUCGCUUGGGUCAUGAUAGGGGGUCUAAUGUCGUUAGGGCCGAACUUUGUCAAGAUACAUCUGUCGCAGCUUAUGCUACUAUGGAAGAACGCUUUGCCAAGGCCUGCGACCAAAGACCACACGAGUCACCGGAACAUGAUUGAGCUCAGCUACCUUGCACACGUCAGAGAGUGUGCCCUUGGGUCCAUCAAAGCAUUUCUCACUUUCAAUCGAAGGCUGCUAACAUCCGAUAUCUCAAGAAGAUUGUCGGCUAUGCUGGAGAACUCUGUCAUUUUCCUACAGGGCUUGCCUGAGAAGAAGACGAGUGAUGAUCCUAACAACAGACUCUCACCGGUCCUGCAAUUGCAAGAUUACGAGGUGAUGGUGCGCCGAAGGGUCUUUCAAUGCUUUUCGCAGUUACUUACUCUGGCCCCUGCUGAUAGCAUUGAGACCACUGCACACUCCACUGUAUUACCAUUAGCCGUUGCAAGCUUCUCAGACCCUGACUAUCUUGCACCCAUCUCGCUAGGCGCGGCCAUUGCAAGCGCAGCCGCGGCCUUUGAGACCAUCUGGGAUGUUGGAGAUAACACCGGGUUUGGAGUCACUGGACUUGUCCACGGAUUAGUCGUUACGAAUCCCGUCACCCACAUGCCCAGCAGUCAUUGGUCUUGCCGGCAGGACACAGAACACACCAUCAAUGAUGCAGUAAGCUCCCCAAUCGGCUGCGCCCCGGAGUAUGAUGCAACAUCAGUCUACGCUGAUGGCCAAGGUGGUGACGAGGUCUUUCCGGCAGGCACUGAAGCAGUGAAUGCUGCUAUUGCCGCCUUUGGCCUCAGCCUACCCUUGCAAGCUCCGCGCAUUCAAGAAGGCAUGCUGGAACAGAUAGCGUCUUCUCUCAGCGCGCCGUCCCUAUCAAAAGAUCCAGCGCGGAAGUCUGCCAUCACCGUCAACGUAGCACUCGCGCUGAAGACGGCCUGUAAUGUUUGCAAUGGAGAAGUCUCCGUUACACAGGGCAGUUUGCGAAGCGGAACAACAGAGAAGACAUUGCAAUCUCUGCUACACGCCAUUAUACAAGAUCCUGAGCACAGUGUGCGGCUGAUGGCUGCAGACGCGAUUGCGGACCUCUGUUUCCAGUCUGGCAACGCCACAACCGCUGCUGAAAUCACGUUUCUGACAGACACUAUCAUCAAGAACCGGGAGCCGCACGUACGCGCAGGCUGCGCAAUCGCUCUUGCAAGGAUACACGAUCAGCUCGGCGGCAUGGCCGCCGGCUUCCACAUGAAGAACAUCGUAGGUAUACUGAUGUCGCUGGCGGCAGACACCCACCCGCUUGUGCACUUCUGGGCACUUGACAGCCUGGCGCAGGUCGCCGAAUCAGCUGGACUGAACUUCUCGGGCUAUGUUACGAGUACAAUUGGUGUCCUGAGUCAACUAUACGUCUCUGACACCCAUAAUGUUGAGAUUGCCGCUUUUGCAUCAAGCAACAUGAUAAUGGCAUUGCCGGUCACGGCCUCCAUUGCGAGAUCUAUUGAUUCCACGAUCAACGUCUUGGGUCCGGAUCUCCAGGAUAUGGCGAAACCACGUGAUAUGAUUCUGAUGUUGGUACGACUAUUUUCGCUGGAGGAAGAUUGUGCUGUUCUGCUCGAGAGCCUGCGGUGCAUGGAGCAUCUAUCGCUCUACGCACCUGGCUAUGUCGAUUUCACGGCCUACAUAGAACGUUUGCAGGCCGACAUCGACUCAGAGAUGGCCGAGCUGUCGAGCGUUGCGUUACAUGGCCUGUCCGUAAUCAUGCGGCGAGAUGCGCCUCAGAUCAUGCGUACCGCAAGGCCGGGUCUCGAAGAACGACUGUGGGACCAUUUAAACAUGUCGCCAGCGACGGCUGUUAUCCGCGGUAUCUUCACUACUUGGCUGCAUCAGAGCGGACCUAGUGAUCCAGCGGGAUGGAUCCAGCGUUGCAAUGCCAUACUUACCAAGACUAAGGCCAAGGUUGAGCAACCGAAAACGGCUGCGGUCAAAGACACCGCUGGUCCUGACUUGCAGGACGAAGAGAUUGCAGGCUUUGCUGUUGCUGAUGGCGCAACGAAGGAGGAAGAAGAGACCCAAGCGCCGAGCUCCACGCAAGAACUUAUGCGAUGGCAGGUCCGGCUCUUCGCCAUGUCAUGCUUGCACGACCUCAUCAUCGACAUCAGUAAAGAAGCUGCAGUAUCCGAAAACAGCCUAGGAGAGGCAGCUCUGCAACAAAGGGUGGCGGAUGUUGUCCGUAUUGCGUUUUCCGCCUCUACUGCGGGAGUGGCUGCGCUUCGUGUGGUCGGCAUGCAAAUCAUAGAUAAAGUGCUGAAGAUGUUCGGCCGCACCCCAGAUCCGGACUUUCCCGAAGCCAUGCUGCUCGAGCAGUAUCAGGCUCAGAUCAGCUCUGCUCUUACUCCGGCCUUCGCGACAGAUUCCUCCCCCGAGCUUGCAGCUGCAGCUGUGAGCGUGUGCGCUACAUUCAUCGCGACCGGCAUUGUCACUGAUGUGGACCGAAUGGGCCGGAUAUUGAAGGUCCUUGUGUCCGCACUCGAUAGCUUCUCCAGAGAUGCCGAGUCAGCCAGCAUCGGUGACCUCAGAGCGCUCAGCGCAAAUGCGCAGCUGAUGGUACGAAUGGCGGUCUUUUCCGCCUGGGCGCAACUGCAGAUCGCCAGCUCAGAGCAGACAUACCUGGAGAAAGUCGUGAAGCCGCAUAUCGCGCAGCUCGUCCCAUUAUGGUUGGCGUCUUUGAGAGAGUAUUCGCGUCUACGCUUCGAGCCUGAAAUCUCAGCCAAUGCAGAUACUGCACCGUUGUCGUCUGAACUCGAUUCGGUAUACGCCGCUUUGAACAGGCAGACACUACUCAGCUUCUACACUGACUCGUGGCUGAGUCUUGUGGAUGCGAUUGCAAGCUUGAUCGACGAAGACAGCGAGUUCGUGUUCGAGGCAUUAGACGGGAAACACCAGGAUACCAAUGACCACGAGCCAGCCGAUGUAGAGGCUGUAAACGGCAUUACAAGGAAGCCUACCGGGAUAAACUACCGCGAAGAGCCCGUGGCCUUCUUUUUCGUACUCUUCGGGCUGGCUUUCGAAUCACUGGCGGCGCGUAGUAUGGACGAUGUUGUCACCACUCAGCAGCGCAACCUUGAUAUACUACGCGCAUUAAAGAAGAUACUGUUACCGUCAGUGGCCGGCAGCGCUAUCUACCAACCUGUCGUCUUCUCUGAGACGGUGGACCUGCUGUCUAGGAUGGUUUUCCUGGAGGCUCUCAACGUGCAGGUGCUGGUGGUGGAGAUUGCGCGCAACCUUUGUCUAGCCCACCCUUCCGCGAGGCACGGCCUUCAAACACCUGUGAAUGGCGAGGCACUCAAUGACGAUGUCGAGCAACUCUUCGAGCUCACCCGCAUUAUCGUUUUGGUGCUUGGUGGCGUGGUUUCUGGACUUGCCGACAUACCGGUAUCAGUUCGAUUGGAGACAUCGGAGGAAGCGCAAGCUCUAGCUCGGCUUGCGCUACAAUCACUUGUCGAUGUCUCUGAGGUCUUCCCCGCGAUCAUCCAGACCGACCUGCAUGCAUCCAUUCUUCACAUUUUCGUGACGAUCCUCAUGACUGGAUCCUGUCAAGCUUCUGUCGUGCCACAGUCGCUGCCGAUCUUCCGUCGCUUCGUAGCCAGUAUCGCAGACGACAUGAGCGCCGAGACGCGCAGUCAGCUCAAGAGCGUUCUAGCACGCAUGUUAGUGAUAUUAAAGAAUGCACAACAGCGUGAGAUGGAUUGGAGUCUCCAAUGUGAGAAGAGUACCCUACUCGCCGUGAGCAUCCUGCUGUCUACGGCCUCGAGUGCCUUCGACAAUGACGAUACUCUGGUGCCCCGUUUCCUUGUCGAACUGUGCGAAAGCUUGGAAGCCCCUACGACGUCUCGAGUUGCAGCCAGCUGCAUGCGGACUUUGCUAAUGGCUGGAGUGGCGCCGGCGCCCUUAAUAACCUGCGCGUUGGCCUUCCUGCGCCACCCUACAGAUCUCGAGGGCUUGGAAGAGAGUAAAAGCUUGACAGCGCAAACACUAAUCAUGUACACGUCUAGAGUCAGGCCUGAACAGCGGCCCGUCUUCAUUGCUCUACUUAUGGAGACGCUGCUGGAGCGCGCGCAACGUGACGGACCUAAAGUAUUCGACGAUACUGCCGUGCGCUUGUUGGAUCUAGCGGUCAUGGACAAUGCGAGCUUCAGGGUCAUCGUAUCGCAUAUGCGUAGCGAGCGGCGCGGCUUGCUCGAACAGAUACUGAAGUCACGAAAUGGCGUCCAGCAGACACAGGACGCCGCAUUAAAUGGCCGGGAGCCUUCUAUAGCACUGAAGAUGAACUUUGGUAGUUGACAGCUUACGCCAUGCCACUUUCUUUUGUGGCAUUGUGAACAAGCGAAUCGCAUGAAUUAUCCACACAUUACAAGCCGCUAUGUAGGUUUUG